Molecule: messenger RNA, 1683 nt
Organism: Mobula hypostoma (lesser devil ray)
Lineage: Eukaryota; Metazoa; Chordata; Chondrichthyes; Myliobatiformes; Myliobatidae
Product: carcinoembryonic antigen-related cell adhesion molecule 5-like
Exons: 8
Coding region: 22-1113 (363 amino acids)
Source: RefSeq, a predicted model, not a curated record
UCGGCGCUGCUCUCUGUCGGGAUGUCGGGACUGCCCUUCGCAGCGCUCGUUCUGUGUCUCUGCAUAACAGCCGGUGAGUCCCAGCAGUUUACUAUUACCGUUGAGCACAGCCAGAUAAAUGUCCCCGUUGGGAGUGAUGCGCUUUUUUCAGUGCGGCCGUCGUCCAAGGUCAGAAGUGGAGACUGGUCUGUUAAUGGGACUUUAGUCGUCCGGUGGGUCGAUCAGACCGUGUCUGUUGACAAUGAGUACACAUCGCGGGCAGAGUUAUUCACCUCCAAUGGGUCGCUUCUGCUGAAAUCGGUGAACGUGCGGGACAGCGGGGAAUACCGUGUGAAUAUGGUUCCAGUCAGUGGCUCCCAAUCCUCAGCGACCAUCACUCUGCGUGUUAGUGCAUUUACAGAGCCAGUGACUGGAGUUACUGUGGUGAGCAAUGAUUCCACUCCCCUGGAAAACCUCGAUACCAUCGUACUGAGUUGUGACGCGUCGGGCACUGUUCAGACACGGACAUGGUUCAAGGAUAACCAACCCAUCCAGGAAAACGGAAGAAUAUUUACAUCUCCCGACAAGGCGAAACUGACUAUAGUCAGUGUUAACAGAAACGACGCAGGGACGUACAAGUGCAUCGCCAGCAACUCUUUCAGCAGUGGAGCUGGAGAGACCUACGUGCAAGUUUACUCACCAAAAGGAGAUGACCGUAUCACCCUCACCGCCGGCGGGAUCGUGGGCAUUGUACUUGGUUUACUUGGCAUGGGCCUGAUCGGAGGAGUCAGUGGAUGGUUCAUCGCAAGGAAAGCGGGCGGGAUCAAAGAUCCAGCGCAAUCCAAACACGACACGAGCACCACUUCCGGAAGAAAGGGCACCGUGGAUACAAACACUGCGGACGCAUCGCAAAACUACGAAAAUUUCCCAAGGAAUGAGCAGGGCGCAAGAUAUAAUGAACGAGAUGGAAACACCACUUACACGAUAACGUCACCUGUGAACGGAAGUGGACGGUUGGCCGGGUGUUCACACAUCAGAAGGACAACCAUUGUGGAAGAAACCACUGGUCAAAACGACUCUCACUUUUUACAUACAACCGUUAUCUAUGUUUCUGUCAUAUGUCUCACAGUGUGACAUCUUCACUCCGAGACAUCAAUGAAGGUUGUGAGUCAUUUUUUUAUCGUAGAGGCUUAGUUCUGUCACCUCAACCCAGCCUCCUGCAUCCCAUGAUAGGCACCCUCACGUUUCCACUAACAUUUGCCCUCUCAGCUUUGCUUUGUGAUAUAAUCUCCAUAAUCUCAUUGCCCACAUCAUAAGCGGUUCCGUUUCUGACGACUUGUUUCGCUUAGAUCUGGAACAUAGCAGUGUGUGACUCUUAGCCUUCAGACUAGCCUCGAUUUACUUUAUGGCAGUUGCCGGUGCCUGAAGUUUCACGGCAGGGAGUUUCUACCUUUUGCCGUCUGCUAUCGGGGAAUAUCGGGAGUCGAUCGAGACUUUGAGACGUUAUUUUUUACCGUGACCAUGGUCUGCUCUUUAUCAAAUCAUGGUAUUGCUUAGCACUGUACUAACUAUAUGUUAUUAUGAUGUGGUUCUGUCAGUGUUAGUCUUUGAUUUGUCCUGUUUUUUCUGUGGUAUCACACUGGAGAACAUUGUAUUAUUUCUUAAUGCAUGCAUGUAUUUCUUAAUAACAAUAAAAUUUCUAAA